UCCAGCCGCGUGCGGCGGUGAGUGCUCGGUUUCCUGUACGAUCGCUUAAUGUGAACCACGUGGUGUGAAAGCAGACUGCAGCUUCUUUUGUUCAAAUCAAUCAAACCGGAGACGGACAGAGAGCUGCAGUCAGGAAAUCACCGGUACAUCUGUUUAGUCCUCGCUUCAGCGAAUCGCUAACGACAGCUCCUGGACGCCGCGGAGGUCGAAGCCUCUGAUUGGAAAAUGCCACGUAAGAAGGUGACCGAUGUUUCGGGGAACGGUGGGGUGAAGAAGAAGAGGGCCAGCGGCAAAAGGAAAGAGAGGGACUUCAGCAGCGACGAUGAGUUUGACUUCGAGCAGGAGAAUAACAAGAAACCUGGGAAGCCCGUGAAGUCCGGUCUCCAGCCGGUCACGGUGGCCGACGACGUCAAAGAGAAGAUAAAACUUGAGUGCCCAAAGGUUAAAGGUCAGCUGCUCAUCUUUGGAGCAACCAACUGGGAUUUGAUUGGACGAAAGGAGGUGCCCAAACAACAAGCUGCUUUCCGCAACCUGGGCCAGAAUCUGUGGGGUCCUCACCGCUACGGGUGUCUGAACGACGUCCAGGUCAGCUGCGUGGUGUCUGGUCCCUGCGCUGCACACAGUCUCCUCAUGACCACCGAGGGCAAGCUGUGGAGCUGGGGUCGUAACGACAAAGGGCAGCUGGGUCACGGGGACACCAAGCGUCUGGAGGCCCCCAAGCUCAUCGAGGCCCUGGCAGAUCACGUGAUUGUUGCUGCGGCCUGUGGACGCAAUCACACCCUGGCACUCACAGAGGACGGCACUGCAUACUCUUUUGGUGAGAACAAGCUGGGCCAGCUCGGCCAAGGCAACCAGACUGAUGCGGUCCUCAGCCCAGCACCGAUCUCCUACCAUGGCCAGCCCCUGGUGAAGGUGGCUUGUGGGGCAGAAUUCAGCAUGGUGGUGGACUGCAAAGGAAACCUGUACUCCUUCGGCUGCCCGGAGUACGGACAGCUGGGUCACAACAGCGACGGGAAGUUCAUCGCUCGCGCCCAGCGCAUCGAGUUUGACUGUGAGCUCAUCCCUCGCCGCGUCGCCAUCUUCAUCGAGAAGUCCAAGGAUGGGCAGGUCAUGCCCGUGCCCAACGUGGUGGUCCGAGACGUGGCCUGCGGGGCUAACCACACGCUGGUGCUGGACUCUCAGAAGCGAGUGUUCAGCUGGGGUUUUGGUGGUUACGGGCGUCUGGGUCACACGGAGCAGAAGGACGAGAUGGUUCCCCGACUGGUCAAACUGUUUGACUUCCCUGGACGCGGUGCCAGUCAGAUCUGUACAGGCUACCAGUGCUCCUUCGCUGUCAGCGAGAUGGGGGGGCUGUUUUUCUGGGGGGUGACAAACACUUCCAGAGAGUCCACCAUGUACCCCAAAGCUGUGCAGGAUCUGUGUGGCUGGAAGAUCCGCAGUCUGUCCUGUGGGAAGAGCAGCGUCAUCAUUGCUGCAGACGAGAGUACGAUCAGCUGGGGCCCCUCGCCCACGUUUGGAGAGCUGGGAUAUGGAGACAACAAACCCAAAUCCUCCACCACCGCCCAGGAGGUCAAGACCUUGGAUGGCAUCUACAUCGAGCAGGUGGUGAUGGGCUACUCUCACUCUCUGGUGAUUGCCAGACAGGACACUGAGCAGGAACAGGAGAAACAGAAAAAGCUGCCCGAGUACAACCCCCGAACGCUCUGAUUGGUCCUCCGGCAGCGACGGCUCAACCGUUCUCGCCGCAGCAGAGACCAGCGACGCUCAGCGGGAGAACACCUGGCCUGUCCGGUCACCGCCGCUCACAGGGGGGUAUGGUUGAGUUCGGGGGGAGGCGCUGGAUAUCCACACAUCUCAACUACCAGCAAACCGGCUCCACACAAAUUUGGACACUGAAAUCAGAGUAAAUGGGACAGGAGACGGACAGAUCUCGCAGCGAAUGGUCAACACAUCUUCACUUCCCACCUCGAGUGAACCUGCAACAGUUUGCUCCAAGCACUUCCCUAAAAAAAACACAUUUUCUAUUUUGUAAUACAGCCAAACAUUCAUGUCUUUAGCUCUGUCGUCGUUUUCUUUGUUGCAGUAUUUGAAAUAACGUUGUUUGUCACAUUUACGGGUGCUACAGCAGGACCCUCAGUCUUUUCCUACUGAGGGCUUUUCAAAGACCAAUACUCUCCAUACCUGUGCCUUUUUCUACGCGUGUUCAGGAUAUGGAAGUCUUGUUUGUGUUGUUCAGAGGAUCAGCCGAUCGCUCUGGUUUAGUGUAUGUGAGCAGGUGUGCGCAGCUGCCACAGAUUACAAUCAGGAUUCGGAACGUGAUAUUCUGAGUUCGUGCACUCCGCUCGACGUUACAUUCCCUUUGUUGUCGUCUUCAGUGUUUGCAUCGAGGAUGCACACCUCAGUCCUUCCGAGACCACACUGUCUGCUAGCUCUUUGCUAAUUUGAGUAAUAUUAACUAUUCCGACGCUCAAAGCGGUUUCACGGGCAGGUCAGAACUUCAGGAACCAGCGAAGCAGAGUGCUGGGAAAGAAGGCGUGGCGUUUUUAAACAGCAGAGGUGCUUUCCUCCUACUUGUACUGCGUUCUUUUUUAUGGUGAAAUUUCUCUGGGUUACAUUGUUUUUUUUCAUUGAAAUGGUUAAAUAAAGAUUCAUGUGAAUUGA
Messenger RNA from Siniperca chuatsi (mandarin fish), 2661 nucleotides. RefSeq names its product regulator of chromosome condensation 2 (gene rcc2). Lineage: Eukaryota; Metazoa; Chordata; Actinopteri; Centrarchiformes; Sinipercidae. The transcript has 13 exons. The record is from RefSeq and is a predicted model, not a curated record. Bases 226 to 1707 code for a protein of 493 amino acids.